AUGUCCUCAUCCGUUCCAAAAAUCUUCGUCAUCGGCGGCACCGGGGCGCAGGGCAUACCCAUCGUCCGCGGCCUGGUCGAAGACGGGAAAUACCAAGUCCGCGUCCUCACCCGCGACAUCACCUCCAAGCGCGCCCAAGACCUGCAAGCGCUCGGCAACGUCGAGCUCGUCGUCGGCUCCUUCGCCAACGAAUCCCGCCUACGCGCCGGGUUCCGCGGGUGCGCGGGCGCGUACGUCAACAUCGAUGGGUUCACCACCGGCGAAAAGGGCGAGAUGUUCUGGGCGAUGCGGGCGUACGAGCUGGCGAUCGACGAGGGGGUGAAGUUUUUCGUGUAUGGAAAUCUGGACUAUGGGACGAAGAAGGGAGGGUAUGAUGCGAAGUAUCGGACGGGGCAUUAUGAUGGGAAGGGGAGGGUGGGAGAGUGGAUGUUGUGGCAGAAUCGGGAGAAUCGGGGGCGGAUGGGGGCGGCGGUGUUUACGAGUGGGCCGUAUAUUGAGAUGGCGAUCGCGUAUGGGACACCCAUGAUGCCGACGAUGGAAGACGGGGUGCUGACGUGGAGGCUCCCGCUGGGCGAUGGGGCCGUCCCCCACGUCUCGUUGGAUGAUUGCGCCCAUUAUGUCCGCUGGCUCUUCGACAACCAAGAGCGCGCCAACGGAAUGGAUCUGGAAGUUGCCAUCGACCACAUCCAGUAUGAGGACGUUGCCGCAGCCUUCGAGAAAGUGAGCGGCCAUCCCGCACAGUUCAUCGACAUCUCUCUCGAAGAAUACUGGAAAACCUCCCCCUUCGGCGGUGAUGGGGCACAGUUGAGUAGCGCCAUCCACGCCGAUCCAAAGGACCCGGCCAGCCUGACGCGCCAGCAAACCUUCACGGGCUUUUGGAACCUAUUCCGGGACUCCGGAAACAACACGGGGGUCAUCCGCCGCGAUUAUCAGUUGCUGGACGAGAUCCAUCCGAACCGGAUCCGGACGGUGGAGGAGUAUUUCCGGAGGGAACAGGAGAAGGGGGAGAAAGAGGGGUUGGGUUCGCUGUGGGAUCGUGUGCAGCCGGCACGGAUGAAGCCGGUUCUGAAAUUGGCCGAGGACGGGGCCAGGCUCGGGUUUUGAUAGCUCAUUGCCUGUGUUCGAUAGAUUAGCAAAUAUCGAUGAGGAUAUACAUAGCUCACAAGACAUACGUUCAGUUCCC
Molecule: messenger RNA, 1183 nt
Organism: Eremomyces bilateralis CBS 781.70
Lineage: Eukaryota; Fungi; Ascomycota; Dothideomycetes; Eremomycetales; Eremomycetaceae
Product: NmrA family protein
Exons: 1
Coding region: 1-1104 (367 amino acids)
Source: RefSeq, a predicted model, not a curated record